Molecule: messenger RNA, 1566 nt
Organism: Exserohilum turcica Et28A
Lineage: Eukaryota; Fungi; Ascomycota; Dothideomycetes; Pleosporales; Pleosporaceae
Product: glycoside hydrolase family 5 protein
Exons: 1
Coding region: 34-1473 (479 amino acids)
Biological process (GO): glucan catabolic process
Cellular component (GO): extracellular region; cell surface
Molecular function (GO): glucan endo-1,6-beta-glucosidase activity
Source: RefSeq, a predicted model, not a curated record
CAUAGCAUUGCCUGCCCCACAUCCAUAGAGAUCAUGCGUUAUCGCUACCACCAUGGCACAAAUCUCGGAUCCGUCUACGUAAUUGAGCGCUGGCUUCAAAACUCUCGAUUCCCAGAAGGCGCAGAAGGCUCCAGUGAACUCUCGGCAGUCAAGGCAUGGGUAGACAGAAUCGGUAUCGCUGGGACGAAGCAAAAGUUUGAGGAGCAUUGGGCCAACAUUGUCUCCGAAGAUGACAUUGCAUGGCUUGCCGACGUAGCGAAAUGUACAACCGUUCGCCUGCCCAUUGGCUACUACGAUCUGCCCGGCCCAGUCUUUACACAGGGCACGCCCUUUGAGCCCUAUGCUGAAGUCUAUGCUGAGGCAUGGAACAGCAUUCUGACCCUGAUUCUACGGCUUAGAACGCGUUCGAUUGGGGUCUUGCUCGAUCUACAUGCUCUUCCAGGAGGUGCAAAUGCGCAAGAGCACUCUGGCACAAACAGCGGACGUGCCGAACUCUGGCCCAGUCCUGCCAACCGUGCUCUGGGACUCCGCUGCUGCCAGUUCAUUGCCGAGGAUACAAAGUUCGUCGCUGAGCUUGCUGGCCUACAAAUCGUCAACGAGGCCGAAUGGGGGUCGGAGGGCAUGUACGAGUGGUACGACGAGUGCAUAGCUGCCAUCUCCGCUAUUAAUCCCGAGAUGCCUAUUGUCGUCUCUGAUGGCUGGGACCUUGGAAGAGCCACCGAAUGGGCUCUCCAGAAGAACAGCGUGUAUGCUCACCCGCUAUGUCCAGUGGUAGUCGAUACGCACUCCUAUUGGGCCUUUUCAGACGAGGACAAAGCCAAGUCACCACAGCAAAUCAUUACGGAAGCUGGCACCAAGUUGAGAGAACUAAACAGCAAAGAAGGACCCAUCCAUGAGCGCGGCGCUGUCCAGGUCAUUGUUGGCGAGUACUCGUGCGUCAUGACCGAGGACUCGUGGGCCAAGAGGGGUGACAUGCCAAGAGAAGAGCUGGUGAAACAUUUUGGCCAAGUGCAAAGCAAAAGGUACCAGGAGCGAGCUGGCGGUAGCUUCUUUUGGACCUUGAAAAUGGACUGGAUGCCGGGCGGUGAAUGGGGAUUCCAGGCCAUGACAGAAUAUGGGAGCGUCGUGCCGCCAGACUACAGGACCAUAUCUGCUAAUGAUAAGCGUGCCAUGAUUGAACAUGCUCUAAGCGUAAAGGAAGAUCGCUGGGGUUUAGCCUUCCAUCAGCAUGUACUCUAUUGUAGCGGGCUAGACCCGGACGGCCGCUACGAGUACGUAAAAUUCUGGUAUGGUUGGCAGCUCGGGUAUCAAGAUGCGCUUGAGUUUUUCAAGCGCGGGGACAGGAUUGGCAUGCUCGAAUUGUGGUUUCUGAAGCGUAUUCGAGAGAGCGGAUAUAGGGGUGGCUUUACCUGGCUCUUUGAGCAGGGACUAAGGAGAGGUGUGCAAGACUGCUACGCCGUGUUCCGCAUCUGAGGCACGGUGCACGCACGCACUGCAUGAUCUAUAUUCACUACCAAUUGCCUUGACCUAGCCAGAUUAGAUCACGCAGCAAACAAUAUUACGAUG